AUGAACGGCGUCAUUGCCAGAACAAUUGCUUAUCUUAUCUUCCGCCCGCUGCAGGUGCUCCUGUGGUCGCCAUGGAGACGGCUCGCAUACGCGUACAUCCGCCGGCACAACGGUGUCCCAGCUAAGCUACGUGCAGUCAAGCAGCUGGCAGCUAACCUUGAGACAUCGCUGGACAACUACGAUCCGAUUCUGCUCCUGUCGGCCACUGAGCUGGCACGCCGCAUCCGUUCCCGCGAGCUGACUUCUGAGCAGGUCGUGCGGGUGUACAUUGGCCGCAUUCGCAAGGUCAACCCGUUCCUCAACGCUGUUGUUGCUGAUCGCUUCGAGCUGGCAAUCGAGGAGGCCCGCAAGAUCGACGCGGUGCUGGACAGCGGCGAUAUUCCUGAAGAAUACCGCAUUGAGAGUGCGCCGUUCUUGGGUGUUCCGAUCACCAUCAAGGAGUGUAUUCCGGUCGAGGGCAUGCCGCUCACCCUUGGAAUGCCCUGGCGCCAGGAUCCCGAAUACAGCCCAGCAAAGGAGUCGUGCAACAAGACCAAGAAUCUGGUCAGCGCCGGCUUUGUCAUUCUUGGUGUCACCAACAACCCGGAACUGCUGAUGGCCUGGGAGUCCGACAACACCAUCUACGGUCGCUCGUUCAACCCAUACGAUCUGAGCCGCAACACUGGCGGCAGUUCGUCAGGUGAAGGCGCCAUCGUCGGUGCUGGUGCCUCUGUUGUUGGCCUUGGGUCGGACAUUGGCGGCAGUAUUCGCAUGCCGGCAUUCUUCUGCGGCACAUUUGGCCACAAGACCACUGCGUCGUGGAUGCCCAAGGAAGUCAAGACCUGGGCAUCGCCGAGGACCAAGGAGAAGGCUCUCUGCGGCACUACCGGCCCCAUCUGCCGCUACGCCGAGGAUAUUGCGCCUUUUGUGUCGUCUCUAAUCGGCCGCGACAUUGGCGAUCCGCGCUCGGUUGAUGUGAGCAGCCUGAAGGUUGUUGCUUUCCCCGAGGGAUUUGGCUGGCAGCUCCUGAUCUCCAGCGUUGAGCCUGAUGUCCGCCAGUCCAUUGUCAACGUCGCCAACUUCCUGGGACAGCAGGUUGUCGGACAGAGCAAUGUUUCGUUUGCCAAGAUGCCCCGUGAGUUUGGCAUGGCCACCCAGCUCUACACCCCGUACCUCAACACAGGUGAGCUGUCCUUCUUCCAGGCCAUCGUGGGCCCGAAGAGCAAGCCAUUCAGCUGGAAAACCGAGCUCAUUCCGUUCCUGUGCGGAAAGUCAAAGCACACGUUCAAUCCGUUCAUCCUGGCGUGGAUGGGCGGCAACCCAGCAAAAAGUCUUACCCGCGAGAAGACGCUGCCGUUCUGGAACAAGGUCGACAAGUUCUUCACUGACCUCAUGGGCGACAACGGUGUCAUCAUCUUCCCGCCGCAUCCGCUGAAGGCCCAGCCGCACGGUAUCUCGUACUUCAACAUGCCCAACUUCAUUUACACCGGCCUGUUCAACAUUCUGGGCUACCCGGUGACCCAGGUCCCGGUCGGUCUCAGCGAGGACGGCAUCCCGCUUGGUGUCCAGGUCGUUGCCAAGAACGGUGAGGAUCUGAAGGCCAUUGCUGUUGCUCUGGUCCUGGAGAAGCGCUUCGGCGGAUGGGUCCCGCCCCGCCGCUUCGGUGCCCCGAUCACGGAGCAGGAGUCCGAGACACUCUAUGCCCACAAGAAGUCAAACUAA
Molecule: messenger RNA, 1701 nt
Organism: Linderina pennispora
Lineage: Eukaryota; Fungi; Kickxellomycota; Kickxellomycetes; Kickxellales; Kickxellaceae
Product: amidase signature enzyme
Exons: 1
Coding region: 1-1701 (566 amino acids)
Source: RefSeq, a predicted model, not a curated record